AUGCGGCGACCGGGAGCUCCGUUUCGGCCCGGAACACGGCGGCUGGGGUCCCUGCGUGAGGUUCUGACCAGGCCACCGGGCAUGUCUGCUGCCAGCUUCGUCCUACGAAAACUCCAGGUCUCUGCCUCGAAGCUGAAGUUGCCGGAGGGGGAGGAUGCGGUCAUGCAAGACGCCCUGACCCAGCUCUCGGAGGCGGCGGAGACGUGCGAAAGCUCGCGCGACGAGGCAGUUCCGGAGAUCCUACAAGAAUCUGCUAGAUGGCUCUUUCUUUGGCUCGCGGUGCUGCCCUUCAUCUUACCGACGCAGCUGCAGGUGGGCGUGGUUCUGGCGCAGCAAGUCCUGGCCUUUGGGCUGCUAGGCAUAGAAGAUGUUGCCAUUCAGCUUGAGGAGCCCUUUGUGCUUCUUCCAAUGGAAGGGCCUUGCUCAGCUUUGGCGAAGGAGUGUCAGGCACUGCGAAGCAACUGGAGAAGGAUGCGCAAGGGCUCCGAGCCGCGCAAGAUGCCGGCGACCCCGCGGAAGUAUCCUGUGCUAUUUCCUCGACAUGAUCGAAUCUACCCUUGCUACGAGGAUGAGUCGAAGCCUGGAGAGGAUGAUGAAGUGAUUCUGCUCUAA
Messenger RNA from Durusdinium trenchii, 612 nucleotides. The record is from the annotation of a GenBank genome assembly. Lineage: Eukaryota; Dinophyceae; Suessiales; Symbiodiniaceae.